Messenger RNA from Bacillus rossius redtenbacheri, 1876 nucleotides. RefSeq names its product pancreatic lipase-related protein 2-like. The transcript has 7 exons. NCBI's taxonomy places the organism in Eukaryota, Metazoa, Arthropoda, Insecta, Phasmatodea, Bacillidae. The coding region runs from base 129 to 1109 and encodes 326 amino acids. Gene Ontology annotation, biological process: lipid catabolic process. The record is from RefSeq and is a predicted model, not a curated record. Gene Ontology annotation, molecular function: lipase activity.
GAGGACCAGCUCCGAGGACGACCACGCGGGUGUAUCUCCGGCGCGAUGCCGGACCGCCGCCGCCGCCGACUCUGCUGACGUCAGCCGCCGCCCGGGGGGUGGCGGGGGGACGACGCCCGCCCCCGGACAUGAGGACGCCGAGCGCCUUCGUCAUCCUCGCCGGGACCUGCCUGGUGCUCAGCCUCGCAGGUGCGGAGGCCCUCCUGGUGAACGUGCUAGACGUGCGGUACUGGCGAUGCGUGUUCAAGAAGACGUCGCAGUGCCCCGACGACGACAUCAAGUUCUUCCUUUACACAAGGAACAGCAUGUACAGGGAAAUGGUUGACGUGGCGAGACCCGCCUCCCUCAAGUACAGCAGCUGGGACCCGGACCACAAAAAUGUGAUAAUUAUACACGGCUUCAACGGCACCGAGAGCAAAGUGCCAAUGACUUUCAUCCGCAAUGCGUACCUGGUGCACGGCGGCUACAACGUGUUCACGGUGGAAUGGGCGUCGCUGACCCGGUUCCCCUGCUACCUGUCGGCGCUCAGCAACACCAAGCUGGUGGCCCAGUGCUCGGCGCAGCUCUACUCCUUCCUCACGGCGCACGGCGCCCUGGCGACCAAGAUACACUGCGUGGGGCACAGCCUGGGCGCGCACAUCUGCGGCAUGAUGAGCGGCUACCUCUCCCACAAGCAGCACAAGAUCAUAGGGCUGGACCCGGCGCGGCCGCUCGUCAGGCGCUACGGCUCCGAGGAGUUCCGGCUGACGCGCGACGACGCGCACGUGGUGCAGGUGAUCCACACGAACGCCGGCGCGCUGGGCGAGGUGUCGCAGGUCGGCCACGUGGACUUCUGCGUCAACGGCGGCCGCUUCCAGCCCGGCUGCAGGGGCCACCGCCUGCGUCGGGCGCGCUGCAGCCACUUCCAGAGCGCGUGCUACUUCGCGCAGACGGUGAUGCCCGACAGGAGGUUCCUGGGAGUGCCCUGCUCCGCCGGCUGCCCUGCUACAGGCCGCUCCGUGGGGCGCCUGCCCGGCCGCGCCAUGCCCAUGGGCGAGGACACCCCUGACGGCGCCUCCGGCAUGUACUGCGUGACCAUCAGGCACAACAACGACUGCCCGUUCGACUAGCGGGCGUCGUCCACUCUCGAGUUCCUCCGGCGCUCCGUCUCUGCCACGGACGUCAGCGGCAGGCUCCUAUCUGCAGUCGACCGGGCCGGUCCCAGUAACGACGCCCCGAGUGACAAAAACAACGUUUAUCAGUAUUAUUGUCGUGUCGACGGCAGUGGCGGGUCCAGAGGUUCACCUUGGAGGGGGGCACUCUAGGAUUUCAGAACAGCCAGAGAAAAAAAAAAUGUCUUAAAAUUACUAAAUUUGUAUUUAAUCUACUCAAACUACACAUAUAACAUCCAAACACCAGAUUUUCUGAUUCUACAAGAAAUUCAUUAGUUAUAUUAAAAUAUUUUAUUGGGUUCCAUAAACAAUCAUUUUUGUCGGCAAUAUUAAUGUAGCAGACAACUGGUUUUUCGGGGGAGUGGGGGGGGGGGGUGCACUAGCCCCUGGUGACCCCCCUUUGUAUCCGCCACUGGUCGACGGUGAACCAACCACACAGCAUCAAGAUCUAUUCCGUGAGUGACAUGUUAAUAAAACAACGGGACUACUACCUCGAUGAGAAGAAAGAUGGAAUUCAAUUACGACGGGUACUUGAACAUUAGUGCUUUUGUGUAAUUGUUUCUUACUCAAGUGUCCAAAGAUUCGUGUUCAAUGUUUUGUGUACAGUUUUUUUUUGUGAGUUCUUUAAUCUAGUUAUUUGGGUUCGAUAGAACAUUAAUUUUUUUAAUCUAUACCUCAUGAAAUUUGUUGAGUUUUUAAUGUUUUGUGGUUAAAUUUUACAGAAA